AUGAAGCUUUCCUACGUUGCAUGUGCGCUUGUCGGCGCCUCCUCUGUAGCGGCUUCCAAUGUCUAUGAAUACGACGUGGGUUCACAGGAAAGCCAGUCUGUGUUCCUCCACAAUCCCCAGGAAACCCACAGCAUCGAUCAAGGCUUUGUGGCUGCGAGAGACAGCCCACCAAUCUCAGGAGAGGCGAGCUCUCUUACUACGACAUUCCCUACCCCCAGCCUCGCUGGCAACCUGUCCCGAGUUCUGAUGACACCGACAACCCGUCAAUGGAUCCCCGAGAUUGGCACUAGCAGCCAGAACACUACUUUUCAGCACCCUGCCUCCUCUCUUUGGUCUACUGUCAACAGUGAAGCCUAUCCAGCAACGACUCAAACCAUUCAUGAUUCCCAUAAGACGACUCAACAUGUGCCAACCACUCCCGCCAUACACCACACUCCAACACCAGUGUCCACAAUGACCACGGUGCCACCAGAGCUUCUUAUUCAGACUUUGACAGGUUCUGAAUGGAAGGAGAAUACCUGGAUCACGACGACUGGGUCUGACGGUUCUCCCACCCUGGUUCCUGUGAUUGUCGGAUGCCCUGGUUGCAAAGAUCGUAGCGGCGGGGGCUUGCUUCUCUGGAACCUUCCGCAAAUACCCAACGUAUCUUUCAAGUUUCCCAAUAUCCCCAAUCUACCUCAGUUCUUUCUACCAUGCGUAAAGAUUCUGUUUGUGGAGAUAGGAAACUGCCCUGGCCCCGUGACCGAGUCGACAGACGACGGCAAGCAGCAAGAUGAUAAGGAGAGCAAUUCACCAACUCCUUCGCAGACGCCAUCGAAAACCCAAUCAAAGACAACAUACUCCUCGGCAGUUUCCUCAACAGAAGGCUGUGAAGUCAUACGAACAGCUAGUCAUUGCGUAGCCACGUGUAGCCCAACAACGAUCGACCGUACUAGCACCGUUACCUGUUUCACAACAGCAUGUCACGCGACCAUCACAGGUUGCAGUGCCAGCGGGAUCACAUCUAGCACGACCAAGAUGCCAUGCCCAACCCACGACCAUGCCAACAACGUUGACAGACGCGACCUCGGAGGCGACAGCUGCCCAAUGAACUGCCCACAGUGGAGCCUCUACGACUGGAAAUCUUCUGAUCGUGUCGAGGAUGAUCAAUCCGACGCCGAGAAGAGAGAUUUUGCACUGGCUGGACGUAUCUUGGUUUCUCGUGCAGACAAAUCAAACGUGAGAAAGAUUGGAGAGUGUCGAAUCGAAACUGCAUGGCCGGCUGGUAAACCAGUGGCGACACCUGCAUAUGCCUCAGGCCCAGAGUUUCUAGAAGCUGACCAAGGCGGGUUCAUGAACGUCGAUGAAUCGAGGAGAAAAUCGAGCAUGGAAGUGCCGAGAUGGUAUAGCUUAAGGAGUGCUGAAGCACCGGCUUGCACUCCCUCGACUGUUACACUCAAUACACAAGAUAUGUAUAAUGUCAUGCAACGCUUGAAGAAGAGCGAAGAAGAGCACAAAGGCAAAAAAGACGAAUCAGCGUUUCUGUUCAACAAUCAACCCGACAGGCCUUCGUUGGAUCAUCUUUGGGAGAAGAAUUGGGCGACGGAUUUCUUGCUCAAAAGUGUCCUGGACGACGGCAACGCAGCUGCUCCUUUGGCUGACUCGCCAGGUGGCAAAGCUGGAAAGAUGAACUGCAAAGACUUCAAAGCCUACAUUUUUGGCUCUCAUGAAGAGGGGAAAAGAGGCACGCAAAACCUUAUCGCCAGUGUCUACAACGCAAUGCCCUCCAAGAACAACUUAGAAUUCGUUGGAAUGACUCAAGACCUCAACGAAAAGGCCAAAGGGCUCCUCUGGAAUCCGAGGAAUUUGAAUCCAGAAGUGGCUGCAAAUAUGAAAGAUGCUGCGAAGCUGCCCGUUGCCGCAGCCUUGAAGGAAUUAGAUAAGAAGAUGAACUUUUUGUUUACUAUGCAACAAGGAGUUUGGGUGAGCAACAUACCAAAAGCCGUUGAGCUUAUGCAGAGAACGAACAAUAGGGUGUACAACGAGUUUAUCAAAGCUGAUGAGAUUCUUGCAAAACAGAACCCUGAGGUGAAAGCUUUGACCCAAGAGGGAGGCUAUCUGAACCCACGCUUUCGGCAGCACAUGGACAAUUUUCUCAACAACCCAGAAACAGGCAUCAAAGCACUCGUCAUCAACUCUGCGGACUCGAUCAAACAGGUUAUCGCAACUGGGUUUGAAUCACUCAAUGAACGAGCUGAGCGUAUUUCUAAGGCCGGUCUCACUCAGGACUUUGAGAUAGGAAAGAAGAAGUGGGAGUACCUUCGCAACCUACCCCGUUCGACAUGGGAGCUACAAAUUUCAUGGUCAUGGCUGAGGUGUGACGCCCUUUCCCGAAGAGAUGGGGAGGAGUUCGGUGCGUGCCACUUCGCACCGCCGACGUCAAUACCUCCGGAAUCGACCAUCACAUCGUCUCUUGCACCAACCGAGACCAGCCUCCCGACCGAUGCCAACACCUUCACAACCACCUCGUCAUCUGCUUCGGAGAUAAUUACAGAUCCAGCUGGCUCAUGCACAAGAGAUGAAGAGUGCAGAAGCAUACAAUGUUCUGAUGGAUCUUUGGGUGCCUGCUUGGCUUUGCCGUUGGGGCGAGGUAACGUUUGUGGCUGUCAGCCUCUAAAAUGGGAGACUUCUACGUUGUCAUACGUAUCGACGGCAUCUACUGAAACACAACCGCAGACAACGCAUACAUCGAUGAAGACCCCUCCGCCAAAGACUUCGCUACAGAGCAAGCCUUCUUCAACCACAGCCGUCCCACCACGUUGGACUCAGAGUUGCAACCCGGGGGGACUGCGGUUCGACAAGGAUGCCGCCACUGGUUUUGUCGAAGAGUAUUGUAAGAAAGCCACCUGGGAUGACAAAUGGUUCGGCGCUGCUACAGACGGGAAGAUGGUCAAACAGAAGGGCAUCUCGGUAUGGGAAAACCAGAACGAUGACAAGGUGUCGUCUUUCAGGUUCAUCAUUCAUGCCGUCAAGCCUGCGAACGAAGGCAACAGGAAAGCAUGGUGUGACACCGAAGGAAAAGGGUCCCAGCUGAACACUGCUCUGGAGCUACUACAGUCGGACGAUGGUGUCCAGGAAUGUCGGAAGCAGUUGCAAGAGUUGAUCAAGUGCCGACCGGAUGCCAACAACGCCGAUAGGCCUUCCGGAGGAACUCGCGCCGGUCUCUGUCUUCAAUGGACCCUUCAGGUAACGAGGGAUGAAGUGUGA
Molecule: messenger RNA, 3246 nt
Organism: Colletotrichum gloeosporioides
Lineage: Eukaryota; Fungi; Ascomycota; Sordariomycetes; Glomerellales; Glomerellaceae
Exons: 4
Coding region: 1-3246 (1081 amino acids)
Source: RefSeq, a predicted model, not a curated record